UUUUUUUUUCAUGUUAUUGUUUCUUGAAAAACAUUAUUAAUUCUUUGUUCUUAUUUUAAUAUUUUAGGUUCGGAAAUAGUUGGUCCAAAACAACGUUUAUUUGCUGGUAUUGUCAUUAAGUAUUUCUUUGCAUUAGGUGAAUUAUUACUCUUGGCUUUUGCUUUACAUAUUCGAACAUGGCAAACAUUGAACGCAGUUCUUGCUGUUGUUCCUGUACCUUUUAUCUUUUUCUACUUUAUUUUACCUGAAAGUCCUCGAUGGCUUAUUUCUGAACAACGUUAUGAUGAAGCUGGAUCGAUUUUUCAUCACAUUGCUGAAAGAAACAAAAAACAGUUUGAUCCAAUACUUUAUCAACGUUUUGUGAGAGAGGAUAAAAAAAGAGUAGCUGCUAAUCAAGAAAGGAAUCAUGGAUGUAAAGCUUUAUUUCAUUCAAAAGUUAUGGGCAUCAUUGCAGUGAAUAUGUCAUAUCAAUGGUUUGUACAAAAUCUUGUUUUUUAUGGCAUUUCACAAAAUACUGGUGCAUGGUUACGCAAUCCAUACAUCGCGUUUGGAGCUAGUGCUCUUGUUGAACUAUUAGCAUACUUUGUCGUUCAUCUAGUACUUGAUCGAUGGGGUCGCAAAUUAACAUACUGUUUAUUUGUACUAGCACUUGCAUGCACGGCACUGCUCGUUGUACCAAUUCAAAUGGUCUUUCCAAAAGAUAGCGAAAAUCAAUAUAUUCUUAUGUUCAUAAUAAAUAGUGCUCUUAAGUUUUUUUCAUCAGGUUCAUAUGUAAUUAUUUACAUAUAUGCCAAUGAAACAUUCCCAACAGAAGGUCGCAAUACGGGAAUGGGUGUAUGUUCAAUGAUUGCGCGUGUUGGAGCAAUCAU
Messenger RNA from Rotaria sordida, 869 nucleotides. The record is from the annotation of a GenBank genome assembly. Lineage: Eukaryota; Metazoa; Rotifera; Eurotatoria; Philodinida; Philodinidae.